Danio rerio (zebrafish) is the source of this 3329-nucleotide messenger RNA. The record is from RefSeq and is a predicted model, not a curated record. Lineage: Eukaryota; Metazoa; Chordata; Actinopteri; Cypriniformes; Danionidae.
AUAAAUACAGCGGCGGUCACAUGAUCUGAAAACGGCAACUAAGAAAAUCUUAAGAUAUGUUUUUACUCGUUCUACUAUACGGUUUUAUAACCUUGACCUUGAGUGUUCCUCGUCAGUAUGUGUUUGUGAAUGAAUCCAAGACUUGGGCAGAAGCUCAGAGAUACUGUAGAGAUAAAUACACUGAUCUGGCCACCAUUAAAAAUGAACAACAGACAAUCCAGUUACUGGACACAGUGAAUGAUGAUUCCAUUGAUUUGGCCUGGAUUGGACUCUACGAUGAUCUGAAAAGCUGGAGAUGGACUUUGGAGGACAGAGAUUUCUUCAAGGCAGGAGAGAAAGAAUUCAGAAACUGGAAUAACCUAGUGCCAUACAAUUAUGGAGGACAAAGACUGUGUGUAUAUAUUUACAGUGGGAUAUGGUACAUGGCAUACUGCACAGAAAUAUGGCCUUUUAUCUGCUAUGAUGGAAGACAGAACUCCAGUGCUAGUUAUGUUUUUAUUCAUCAGCACAAAACCUGGACUGAGGCUCAGAGUUACUGUAGAGAGCAUCACACAGACCUUGUCAGUAUCAGGAAUGAGAUUGAGAACUACAGGGUUCAAAGCAGGUCUUGGUCAGAUCAGAGCAACUCUUCAUUCAGUAACUGGAGGUCAGGACAGCCUGAUAAUGCUGGAAACAGUGAAUACUGCACUGCUGUGUCAUUCAGUGACUCUGGGAGCUGGACAGAUGAAAACUGCAAUAUAACAUUACCUUUCUUUUGCUACAGUGUGUCAUUGCUGGGAUCAUCCCGUCAGUAUUACUUUGUGAAUCAGUCUUUGAGCUGGACUGAAGCUCAGAGAUUCUGCAGACAGAAUUACACUGAUCUGGCCACCAUUGAUAACAUGGAGGAAAUGAACAGGCUGAUUAACACAGUCAAUGGCAGUUACAAUGGUUCAGCCUGGAUUGGUCAGUAUGAUGAUGUGAACAGCUGGAGAUGGUCACUGGAAGACAAUGAUUUCUAUCAGGAAGGAGAAAGAGAUUACAGGAACUUUUAUCAUGAACCUGACAACAGUGGUGGAAAAGAACUGUGUGUUUACAUGAAUCAUGAUGGUAAAUGGUAUGAUGUGUCAUGUGACAACAUACUGCCAUUUUUUUGCUAUGAUAGUAAGGCAUUUUUAAAUGUUACCUCAUAACUCACAAAUUUCUAUUUAUACAUUUGAUGUUUUAAAUAUUUCCGACAUCAGGUAGACAGAACGCCAUACAGAGUUACAUCAGAAUCAAUUUCAGUAAAACCUGGACAGAGGCUCGUAGAUACUGCAGAUAUUAUUACACAGAUCUCGUUAAUGUGAGAUAUCAGACUGAAAACCAGAAGAUUCUUGAGACAGCAGGUGGAGGUGUCUGGAUCGGACUUUACAGAAAUAGGGUUUGGUCUGACCAACAGAUUACAAGUUAUGAAAACUGGAAACCAGCUAUUCCCUCUUCACAACCUCAACCAGACAAUGGCGAAUAUGAUUAUGGUCAGUGGGGCUUUCAGCUCUGUAGAGCCGUAUCUUUCAGACAUUUAGGACAAUGGACUGAUGAGAACUGCCUUACCAAAAUGCCUUUCAUUUGCUACAAAAGUAAGUUAAUUGUUUGAUUGUGUUGGUUAAAAGGGAUUCAUCGAGAAAAUAAAAUGUGUUAAAAUUUCGCUUUUUAUCAUACAGUGAUUUGCUCUAGAUCUUUGUGUGCUCGUCAGUAUCACUUUCUGAAUCAAUCUUUGAGUUGGACAGAUGCUCAGAGAUUCUGCAGACAGAAUUACAGUGAUCUGGCCACCAUUGAUAACAUGGAGGAAAUGAACAGGCUGAUUAAAACAGUUCGUGGGACUUACUAUGGCAAAGGUUGGAUUGGACUGUAUGAUGAUCCAAAUAAUUGGAGAUGGUCCCUGGAUAACGCAGCUUUAGAAGCAGGUCUUGGUCAGAUCAGAGCAACUCUUCAUUCAGUAACUGGAGGUCAGGACAGCCUGAUAAUGCUGGAAACAGUGAAUACUGCACUGCUGUGUCAUUCAGUGACUCUGGGAGCUGGACAGAUGAAAACUGCAAUACUGCCUUUCCUUUCAUUUGCUACAGUGCUUUAGCAUCAUCCCAUCAGUAUCAUUUUGUGAAUCAGUCUAUGAGCUGGACUGAAGCUUAGACAUUCUGCAGGCAGAGUUACACUGAUCUGGCCACCAUUGAUAACAUGGAGGAAAUGAACAGGUUGAUUAACACAGUCAAUAAUAGUUACAAUGGUUCAGCCUGGAUUGGUCAGUAUGAUGAUGUGAACAGCUAAAGAUGGUCACUGGAAAACAAUGAUUUCUAUCAGGAAGGAGAAAGAGACUUCAGAAACUGGUUUUAUGAACCAAACAACUAUAACGGGAAUGAAAUGUGUGUGUACAUGGACAGAAGUGGAAAGUGGUUUGAUUCAUCAUGUGACAAUUCUUUUACAUUUGCUUGCUAUGAUGGUAAAGAAAAUUCCUCUCAAAAGUAUGUUUGGGUAUCUGAGUACAAGACCUGGACUGAAGCUCAGAGCUACUGCAGAGAGACAUACACAAACCUGGCUAGUGUAAGGAAUGAGACAGCGGCAACAGAUACUGAACGUUACAUAUUUAAGCUAUAAUUAUGGGUAUCAUAUAUGGAUUGGUCUACACAAAAACAGACUGUGGUCAGAUCAGAGCAGCUCUUCCUUCACAUAUUGGCUGCCAUGGACUGCAGGUGUUGAUGCACAACCAGAUAAUGGUGCAAAUGUCCCAGGAGAACAGGGGGCCCAACACUGUACAACUGUGUCUUUAAAAUACUUUGGUCAGUGGUCAGAUGAGAGAUGUUUUGCCAGCUUGCCCUUCUUCUGUUACAGUGAUGUGUAUGUGAUGGGACUGAGAGUGAAACUUACAAGUGCGGAAAAUUUAUCGCAGUCUCAGAUUGAAGAGCAGUUGAUUAUACAGCUCCAGGAAGAAUUUAUCAGACAAGGACUUCCCAGACACUUCACCAUACAUUUGAGAAACGUCCGUAAAACCAGUCCAUGAGAAACAAAGACAGCCCUCCUUCACACAAGGCAAAUGGUUUAAGCUUUCAGGUGCCACUGUUUGCAAAACUAUAAUACAUAUGAUCUUUCGAUCUCACCAUAUAAUCUUAUUAGUUUUGUGGAAAAAUUGAAUUGUUCUAGUAUUUUACUCUCUCUGCUUCUGCAUUCUUGACAAUUAAAAAACUGUUUUUCUGUUCCAUUAGAAGAGAACCUGCUGUUAAUUUUUCUUCAAGUGUAAACUGCAGUCUUUUGUUAUUCUGUUACUUAAUGUAUGUUCAUUAGUGCAUUAAUAAAAAGAUGACAAAUACACAAACCACAAA